Messenger RNA from Triticum aestivum (bread wheat), 1471 nucleotides. RefSeq names its product MEIOTIC F-BOX protein MOF. The record is from RefSeq and is a predicted model, not a curated record. The coding region runs from base 10 to 1371 and encodes 453 amino acids. Gene Ontology annotation, molecular function: protein binding. Lineage: Eukaryota; Viridiplantae; Streptophyta; Magnoliopsida; Poales; Poaceae. The transcript is spliced from 2 exons.
UGCUUAGGUAUGCGAAUGGAGACCCGUGGCAGAAGAAAGCGCGCCGCCGCCGCCAGGGACCGGCUGAGCAACCUGCCGGACUGCCUCCUCCAGGCCAUCCUCUCGCAGCUCCGGUCCCGCCAGGUCGUGCACACGAGCGCCCUGUCGCGGCGGUGGCGGCACCUCUGGCGCGCCGUCCCAUGCAUCCACAUCGACAGCGCCGACUUCCCCAUCCAGAUCGACGAGGAUUCAGACUUAUCCUCGGUCCAAGAUGAUGAUGGGAACUCAGAUCAGCUUGAUUCGUGUGUCCGAGAUCGUCGCUUGUUUGAGGCGGAGAGGGACGCGAUAGCCAACCUCGAGGAUUUCGCCGACAAUCUCUUGUUCCACCGUAAUCUCUCCGGCGAGGCGUUGGAAACCCUGCGGCUGCGCAUCUAUCGUCGAGACGGACGCCCAUACGGUAGCACGGAUAUGAUCAGCAGGUGGGUUCGCCGCGGCCUGAGGCUGUCUCCGGCGGGAAUCGACAUCAUCGUCGAUGGUAUCCCGAUGGAGCAACCCUCCUAUUUCUCCAACACCGGCGCCAACCUUGGGCGCCUCACCGAGAUCCGCCUCGACGGCGUUCUCCUCAUUGGGGCCAUCGGGGAUCUCUUCGGCACCGACAGCCUCCUCCCCGUCCUGCAAGACCUGGAGGUCAGGAACAGUGCCCUCGGGUACAUUGCGUCCGACACGCUGACGAACCUCACAGUCGUCUACGACUCCCCGGCGAGUACACAAACAUACGAGAUGUUUGGCCACAUCGCCGCUCCUCGCUUGGCGUCGCUGCGGUUCGAGUUGCCGCUCGCCCGUCUCGCCAACUUGGACUUCACCGUAGAGGAGCUACCUUGCCUUGCACAAGCAUCCAUCCGCCUACUCCACGAGACUCCUCAGCCGUGGAGCUGGGACGAUGAUGACGACGACGACGACGAACCAGACACUACAUGUCCGGUGAUAAGCAAUCUGUGCAUCCUCCUCGGCUUUCUGUGCAAUGUCACCAGCUUGCACCUCUCUGGUUUCCAGGAAAUGGGACUUACACACGCCGUGCUGCUGCAGGCAGUGCUGGAUGAACCCUGUUGCGUGUUCCCCAACCUCAAAAGCUUGGUUCUAGACGAUUGUAACCUUGGCAACGGACUGCAAACUCUCUGGCGUUUGCUACACAACACUCCUGCCCUUGAGCGGCUGGCUCUCAGAAAUUGCAAGUGGCAAGAGGAUCCAUAUGCUCGGAAGAGUGAGGAAGAACAAGCUGUGGAGACCGCAACAAUGACAACAAACCUCAAGUUGGUGCAAAUCGUUCAUGGAAACAACAAGAUGAGGUCCAAGAUAAAAAGGAAGCUACCGCAGGCUACAGUCACCAAAUGAAGGCAAAGAACGUGGACUUGAUUUGUGUUUUUUUCUUGCUUGUCAUCGGUACAUGUCCCUCUUAUGAAGAAAGAUAUGUAGACAUUUUUCUUUUAAACAU